AUGGGAAGGGUUAGUAGUAUAAAUACAGUUGAAUCAGCAUAUUCAGCGCCAAGUAUGGCACCAGCAGUUAGAGGUAGUGUGGAGAGUGAGGAUCAUUUUAGUAGCUUUGACAAUUCUGUGAAUGCGGUGUCGUUUGGAUUUGUUGCCACUGCCAUUCUCAUCUCUAUGUUCCUAGUCAUGGCUCUUUUUGAGAGGUUUCUCCGCCCCAGAUCAACAGCUGCCGACGGUGGCCACAGCCCUGGCGGGGUUGAGAAUAUGAGGGCUCAAGGGAAGCUCAACUACCCUUCUCCCAAGAUGACUGUUUAUGCCAAAGGGGUGUCAGUAUUGAUGCCGGGAGAAGAAAUUCCAACUUUCAUAGCGCACCCUGCUCCAGCAACAUGUCCUUUAGAAUAA
Molecule: messenger RNA, 393 nt
Organism: Fraxinus pennsylvanica
Lineage: Eukaryota; Viridiplantae; Streptophyta; Magnoliopsida; Lamiales; Oleaceae
Source: the annotation of a GenBank genome assembly